UAUCACGAUUCACAUCGAGCUUUUUUUUUCUUUAACCAGCUGAGGGGGGGUGCUGAACAGGGCAAUUUGAAGCCAGGACCAGCUCUAGCAGCUGCUGUUUUUUAAUACGUAUUUUUUUUACGCUUUCAUUUCAUUUCGUUGCGUCUCAUUUUUAUAAAUUUAUUUGAAGGAAAAAAAAAUUGGGUACACAAUGAAAGCCAAUGCAUUUCGGGUGCAUUCGUGCUGCUGGCUGGGACUAUGAUUUAUCAAUGCUCGCAGCUUUGUUCUCAUGACACAGUUGCACUCAUUCAGUCUCAUCCAAACAGGAGCGAGCGGUGAUUUGUCUUUAACUUUCUUGCAUCUUGGACGAUUCUAGCUGCAGCAGGUACUUUCUGCACUUGAGCGGCUGUCCUGCUGUGUGUAGGUGUUGAAGCAGCCAUGUGGAGCAGAGAGAGCGCUCCUCUACUUCUCAUCUGCCUGCUGGCGCUCACAGCUCUCUGGAAAACCAGGUCAGUGAAUGCCGAUGCUGCAUCUGAUGCCUUUAAAACCAACAUCACGCUGUUCACACGGAUCCUGGAUAGCCUGCUGGAUGGAUAUGACAACCGUCUACGGCCAGGUCUCGGGGACAGGAUAACUGAGGUGAAGACAAACAUCUACGUCACCAGCUUUGGACCAGUUUCAGACACAGACAUGGAGUACACCAUAGAUGUUUUCUUCCGGCAAAGCUGGAAGGAUGAGAGGUUGAAAUUCCACGGACCAAUGAAUAUUCUGCCUCUCAACAACCUGAUGGCGAGUAAAAUCUGGACUCCGGACACCUUCUUCCACAAUGGGAAAAAGUCUGUGGCUCAUAACAUGACCAUGCCUAAUAAACUGUUGAGGAUCAAAGAUGACGGGACACUGCUGUACACCAUGAGGUUAACUGUGCAUGCAGAGUGCCCAAUGCAUCUGGAGGAUUUCCCCAUGGACUUUCAUUCCUGUCCGCUAAAAUUUGGCAGCUAUGCCUACACAAUCUCCGAAGUGACUUACGCUUGGACUCGAAAUGCUUCUGACUCUGUGGUGGUGGAAGGACAAAGCUCCCGCCUGAACCAGUAUGACCUGCUUGGACAAACAGUCGGACAAGAAACUAUCAAAUCAAGUACAGGUGAAUACGCGGUGAUGACAGCUCAUUUCCAUCUGAAGAGGAAGAUUGGCUACUUUGUCAUCCAGACGUACCUCCCAUGCAUCAUGACAGUCAUUCUUUCCCAAGUGUCAUUCUGGUUGAACAGAGAAUCAGUGCCGGCCAGGACUGUGUUUGGUGUAACCACUGUUCUCACUAUGACGACACUGAGUAUCAGUGCGAGGAACUCCCUUCCCAAGGUUGCCUACGCCACUGCCAUGGACUGGUUCAUCGCUGUCUGCUACGCUUUCGUCUUCUCCGCUUUGAUUGAGUUUGCCACCGUCAAUUACUUCACAAAGCGUGGCUGGGCUUGGGAUGGAAAGAGUGUUGUGACUGACAAGAAAAAAGAGAGGGCAUCUGUCGUCAAGAAGAAUAACGCCUACGCUGUAGCAGUGGCCAAUUACGCACCGAACAUCACCAAGGACUCCGGCACGCUUCCAACUAUUGCCAAAGGUGGAGCUUCGGAUCCUAACAAGCCCAAAGCAGAUGGCAAAGCCCCGGACAGCAAGAAGACAUUCAACAGCGUCAGCAAAAUUGACAGGAUGUCAAGGAUUUUGUUUCCAGUUCUCUUUGGGACCUUCAACCUCGUCUACUGGGCCACCUACUUAAACAGAGAACCCAUUAUAAAAGACAUGGUCCACUCUAAUUAGAGGCCAGUUUUUAAUGGGUUCUGGUCUGGGGACUAAGAGACGAACCAAAUACCUCCAGCAACUGUGUACACAUACCUUUGCAGAGUGAAGUCCUGGAUUGCAGUGUGAUCCUCUAUCUCCGCCUGUUUUCUACACCGUCUGCAGCACUUUUGAAAAGCCCGGCUUUUGUAAAUGUGUAUGUAUAUUUAUAUUCAUGGUUUCAUGGUGACAUAUUGUGUGAUUACUUCAGUUAGAGUGCAUAUUUCCUUGAAAGUAUGUUUCCAGUUACAGUAUGUGGCCACUGUACAUACAAAUCAAAUGAAGAGUAAACACAUGAACACAUACAUUUUAUUUAAGAUUUCUUCUAAAUGUGUUGAAUUUUGCUGGUAAUGCCCACUCUCUUGAUAUUACAGUAAAUAUUUUUGUUUUGAGUGAAAGGGACUGAUUUUACCAUAUUUCCUACUUUUUUUGCCAUCUAAGAGUGGCCUGACUCUUUUUUGUUUUCUGUCCAAGCCAAUGCAAAAACACACUUGUAUAAUAUUGUUACAGUGUAAAAGUUGUUUUAUUAUCUGUGACUGCAGGUAUGGGGCUGCAAUCAAACACUGACCUCCAAAGUUACUGAAACACACCAUGCCAAAAAGGUGGUCAAAAAUACAGAGAAAGCUGCAACAUUAGUUUUCUUGUGCAUGGAAUAGCCUACCGUUUAUUGCUGCCACUUUCAAGUCUGCACUGCUAUAAUUUGGAAUUCACCAUUCCUAAGUCCCACCCCCCACAGUUACUGUUGCUAGGUUGGGUAAGCUUGACAAAAAGAAACAUGGUGACAGCGUUUUUGUUUAGCCAGAUACUGCAGUGUUUAUUAGAUGCUUUCUGGGAGUCAGGCAAUACAGCUUCUAGAAGCUGACAGCAAAGACUACAGUAUGCAAUGGAAUAACAUAUUUAUGAUGUUAACUUUUACAAACAAAGCAAAACAAGGUAAAAUUGAGGCUUCUAGUCUCACUGAAAAAAGGAGAAGUAAAGACCGAGAAUGACAAGACUAUCAGCCAACAUUGCUCCUACAUUGCCGGUUAUGUGUCCCUUCUUCCCCUUCUGGGGAUCAGUAAAGUACUCAGUGUAUUUAUUACUGAAUAUGGACCAUGGUGUUGACCUAACAUUGGUCUCUCUUUACUACUCUUUACUCUCUAGACCACUGCAGCUGGCUAUGGAGAGCUAUGGUGGUAGGUAUUCCUAAACUAGACUGAUUGUAAAGAAGAUUGUGCAGAUUCUGCAACCACAUCAGAUUUGGUUUUCUUUUCAACAUUUUUAACUAACACAUAGCACAUUGAAGAGUAACAGGAAAUGGGAAAGUUGACCACGGCUUUGCGGGGCACCCAGCUUGCUCAACUGUUGAACUGUUGGAAAAAGGGGGGGGACUUAGGAAGGGUCAAUUAAGGGUCAAAUAUUUUUUGAAAAACUAAUGCGAAUACAUUUACGUACAUUGAGAAGUAGAGAAAGAAACAAGAAAAAGAAUUACAAAAGAGGCACAAAGUUUGUGUUUAGGUGUUAAAUGAUAAGCAGUUAAAUAAUGAAUGGUUAACUUACUGAAUUAGACAAAGCUUUGAAAGGUAUAUUUAAACAUGUAUGCUGUCAUGUUUUGUUAGCGUGGACAGUUUACAAAAAAAAUAUCUAUUUGUAAUACUUAAACGUUGUUGAUUUUUUUUUUUUUUUUUUUACAAAA
This is a messenger RNA of Epinephelus fuscoguttatus (brown-marbled grouper), 3478 nucleotides long. RefSeq names its product gamma-aminobutyric acid receptor subunit alpha-2. The record is from RefSeq and is a predicted model, not a curated record. Lineage: Eukaryota; Metazoa; Chordata; Actinopteri; Perciformes; Serranidae. Gene Ontology annotation, cellular component: dendrite membrane; neuron projection; postsynapse. Gene Ontology annotation, molecular function: benzodiazepine receptor activity; GABA-A receptor activity; inhibitory extracellular ligand-gated monoatomic ion channel activity. Gene Ontology annotation, biological process: gamma-aminobutyric acid signaling pathway; monoatomic ion transmembrane transport; nervous system process. The transcript has 10 exons. The coding region runs from base 418 to 1785 and encodes 455 amino acids.